GACAAGGAGCUCACUCUUCUAUGUUGAUAUAAUCGAUUGCAUACAGAUUAUGCAUUUUUAAGAAUCGCUUUUUGUUUUAAUUUAUUCAAGCAUCUGGUUUGGUAUGCUUAAACUGAGGAUUUCUCUAUUGAUAAGAACUACUGGAAAUUUAUAGGGUAAGAAAAGUCUUAUUUGGGAUCUGAUUCAGUGGUGUAUUUGAUUUGAUUUGAUUUUGUAAUUUUCCCUUUAAUUACUUCUGUUUUUCUAUGGGCAUCACAAUUGAUAGUAUGGUUACUGGAGCCAUCCAAAUCCCUCUUCUUUCAUCCCUCGUUUAGUGUCUAAGAUUGGAUUGGAUAGCUGAGGACAUUAAAAAUUUUGUUCAAACUGAAAGUAAAAAAUAGGGGUAUUGCUCGUGAAGAAAACUUAUCCCUUCAAAUCCCCACAAAAUGGUAGAUUACGAAGAAUAUGUUUUCUUCGUGUCUAAUCUCUUAUAAUAUACUCCAAAUGAAAAAUCAUUCAUUUUUAUCUUCACAGGUACCUUGAAUUACACGUUACCAUUCAUUGAUGGAGCACGCGUAUCUCGUAUUCGAUACUUCAGUGGAUACCAUACUCGCCGGAUACAAAUGGCUGAUAUGGAGAAAACAGAACUGAAGAAGUCAGAUUCAGCCGGGUUGGACAAUAGUAUCACUCCAGAUAGUUCAAUGUCGCUGGUAGAAUAUCUGGAAGAGAUGGACCAGAGCAUGAAGCAAAUGCUGAAGCUGAUCAAAGAAGAUGGUGAUUCUUUGCCCAACAAAGACGAAAUGUUUUUGCAGAAGAACCCGGAAUUAGUUCAGGAAUUUCACCGGAUGUAUCGUUCACUGGCCGGAUGCUAUCAACACUUGAACAAAGCACAUAAGGGGUUUGGAGAUUCUGAAUAUGGUUUCAACCAAGGCUCUCCUCUGCUUACUCCCGAUGCUAAACAUGGUUUGCGGAAAUCCGACGAUCAAGUUGUUGGUUUUGAUAUAUCACUAAGCUCUGAUGGUUCUAGUCCAGCUCUUUCUAUAAAGAAUGGCGCUGAAUCAUCUUCCUCUUCAUCAUUGGGAUCCGAGUCAGAUUCUCCUAAUUCCCCGGUCAGCAAUUACUUGGUUCCACCUCCGAGUGCUGAUUUCGACAGUCAGGGAUGGCAGCAGAAGAUUGCUGAGCUUGAAAGAGAAGCUCCAGGUAAAGGAGUCUGAUCUUACAAUGGAGAAAAUGCGUGUCUUCGAGCUGCAAGAACAGACAGUUGAGUUGGAAAAUCGUGCAUCAGACAAAGAUAAUGAGAUUCGGAAAUUGAUGGAGGACUUGGAAGUGACUAAAAAAAGGCCUAAGGGGUCGAACAAAGAGAUUGCGAAUUUGAAGCAUGAACUUGCCGAUAGAAUUUCCAAAGGCGCUGAUCAAAUGCAAGGUUUU
Messenger RNA from Malus domestica (apple), 1407 nucleotides. The record is from RefSeq and is a predicted model, not a curated record. NCBI's taxonomy places the organism in Eukaryota, Viridiplantae, Streptophyta, Magnoliopsida, Rosales, Rosaceae.